Spea bombifrons (plains spadefoot toad) is the source of this 6422-nucleotide messenger RNA. It is a transcript of the gene TNS2, whose product is annotated as tensin 2. Gene Ontology annotation, molecular function: protein tyrosine phosphatase activity; protein binding. NCBI's taxonomy places the organism in Eukaryota, Metazoa, Chordata, Amphibia, Anura, Pelobatidae. The record is from RefSeq and is a predicted model, not a curated record. Gene Ontology annotation, biological process: peptidyl-tyrosine dephosphorylation. The coding region runs from base 92 to 6190 and encodes 2032 amino acids. The transcript is spliced from 29 exons.
UUUGCUGUGGCUGCCGCACAGUUGCACACAGUGGUGCGGUGUUGCUGCGUGGUGCGGUGUUGUGCUGUGCGUGUCAUGAUAUUUGUCCUGUAUGGGCUGUGCAGGGAGUUGUGCGGUGGGAGGACAGACAGCCGGACACAGCAAGAGGACAAUGCAUCUGACCGAGCCUGCAUCAGCGGAGCGUCAUGUAUUCCAAGAGAAAGCACUGAAGAAAAAGAAAGCUUGUGCAGCUUGUAAUGAGCCCGUUGUGUCUCAGGGAAGUGUCUGCAGAGUGUGCAAGAUCGCCAGUCACAAGAAAUGUGAAGGGAAGGUUCCAAUUGGUUGUUCCUCCCCUCCUCCAGCUGAUAUGAGGCGAAGAACAGCCCCAGGACCUACCAUCCAGCACAUGGGCUCCAACAAAUCUCUUAAAAUCAAACAGCGGAGUUCCCUGCCAAGGAACUUCAGCUUGGAUCAAGUGAUCCAGCGGAGCUAUGACUUGGACCUGACAUACAUAACCGAGCGGAUCAUUAGCGUAUUCUUCCCCACUAACCUGGAGGAGCAGCGCUACCGCAGCAACCUGAGAGAGGUGGCAAGCAUGCUGAGAUCCAAACAUGAUGAUAAAUAUCUGCUUUUUAACUUAUCUAGGAAGAGACAUGAUAUCACCAGACUCAACCCCAAGGUCCAGGACUUUUACUGGCCAGAUUGUCACGCUCCUCCACUGGACAUAAUCUGUUCCAUCUGUAAGGCAAUGGAGGCCUGGCUGAAUUCCGACCCACAACAUGUGGUUGUCCUACACUGCAAGGGAAAUCAAGGGAAGACUGGAGUGGUCAUUGCUUCCUACAUGCACUACAGCAAGGUGUCAGCUAGUGUGGAUCAGGCUCUCAGCACUCUUGCCAUGAGAAAGUUUUGUGAAGAUAAAGUAUCCAUGUCCCUGCAUCCAUCCCAACGCAGGUAUAUAAAUUAUUUUGGAGGUUUGCUGUCCGGGAAUAUAAAGAUUAGCAGCGACAUGUUGUCCCUGCAGUGCAUUCUUCUGCCUGUCAUUCCUGCCCUGCAGACUGAAGAAGGAUUUUGUCCUUUUUUGAAGAUAUACCAGUCCAUGCAGCUUGUCUACACAUCUGGCAUCUAUUCAAGUCACAGAGAUGUACCAGCCCAGAAACGCCAGCUGUGCAUUAAUUUGGAGCCGGCGCUUCUGCUAAAAGGAGACAUCAUGGUGAAAUGCUAUCAUAAACACAGCCAGCCCCACGAGAGAGAGGUUAUCUUCAGACUCCAGUUCCACACCUGCACCAUUCACAACACACACCUGUGCUUCAGCAAAGACCAGCUGGACUGCGCAUGUACAGAUGACAGGUUCCCAGAGGGCGCCACAGUGGAGUUUAUAUUUUCAUCUGGGAAUGAAAAGACAAAAGGACGUGAAAUAUUCCUCAACGACCCAGCAGUUUCAGUGGAUUAUGACAUCACCGACCCGCUGGUUCGUUACGACUCAUAUGAGAACCUCAACGUGCAUCAUGAAGACAGCCUGGAGGAUUUAAGUCACACUCGUGGUCCGUUAGAUGGCAGUCUGUAUGCACGUGUGAAGAAGAGAAGCACUCCGCUGCCAUCCAGUAAUGGGAGCCCUGAACAUCAUGGGCGCCUCUUAUCUGUCAGUAGUGACUCUGGACACUCCUCAGCUCCGACUGAGAGGCUUGAAGAAACGCCUCAAAAACCAUUACCCACUGCAGCUGAGCGAGAAGACCUGGAGAGGCUCUUGGGUGGAUUUGGAGUGAUGGUAAAGCAAGAUGUGGAGCCCCAAUAUUCCCAGGUCAUUAAGCAUGAAGAAACUGGAACCCAAAACGGAAAUCAGCAAAAUAAUCUAGAUGAAAGACCUCGCGAUUUACACAAUUUUAUUCCCAGGGAAAUUGCAAACCAGAACACUCAAGCAAAAGUGAAUGGAGAAGCAAGGCGUCCAUACUCGCCAGGAUGGUCAAGAGCAGGCGAUGAAAGAACAUCUCGGAAUUUGCCUUUGACCUCCUCGUCCUGGGAAGGGCAAAGAGAGGCUCCCUGCGAGACACAGUGGGGCACUCAAAGAGAUUGUGAGAUGGUUAUUAUGGAGGAAGAGAUUGGUCAGUUAGGAGGACUUGUUGUUUACCCAGAAAGAAGACAAUUGCUAUCUAGACAUUGCUCUUGCAGGCUGGGCUACGCUCCUCCAAACAUUGAGGGGCCACCGAGUAGAUCUUACUUCAGGCCAGAGGGCUUACUAGAUCCCAGAGGAGCUCCAGGACCUGCUGCUUCAUCACAAAACGCAAACUAUCCAGGAAUGUAUAAUGAGCAAGACAGAAGGAGGCUGUAUCGCUCACUAUCUGAGGGACCUCAACAUUAUCAUACUCAAAGCCCACCAAAACGAGGAAGCCUCAGAGAUACAAGGCCAUAUAUGCGCCAGGGACCUCCUCAUGAACCUCUUUUGCUUCCACUAUGCCCUUGCUCACAUUGCCAAAGCUCAGCUUGCUAUAGUGUACCCAACAUGUGGCCUCUGGAAGGGACCAAGAUGCCAACAAUGCAACCUUAUCACCAUGGGGAGCAUCCAUUACAUUUAGCGCAAACUUAUGGGCAGAGUGUUCAACCUAGCCAUGAUAUUCCAAACUUCCAAAUGCCCCAGGCAAAAAUGCAUUAUGGGUAUCCUACACCACACGGGGAAGAUGCAUUGCAUUUUGGCCAAUUUGCAGAGGGUGGCUAUGGACCUAAUUACCCACAUUUCCUGCACCCUUCCUACCUCCCAAACCACUGCACUCCCAGUUACAACACCCCCUCAUUUCCAACGUGUGUGUCGCCUUACAGUCUCCCCGGUGGUCAUUCUUCACCCGGCUCUGUGUCCCCUGUUGCUCCUAUGAAUACUGCUUCUCGAAGAAUGAGUGAUGACACCAUUUCUGCUGGCAGCACUGGUGAACAGACUCCUCCUCAUCAUCCAAACCAAGAACUUGGGAUCAACGACCAACAAGCAGACAAUCCAUCGUCUCAGCCACAGGCUCACAGAGAGGCCAUGCCCAUCAUCAGCACAGCAGCCAUCAUCCAAACAAACUCAGUUGCGCAGGGUUCCCUUUGUAUAAAUUCUCAUAGCCCAGGACACACCAACAGUUCACCAUAUGCUAAUGGUUUGGGGCGUGCCCGUAGUCCAGUGCAAACAGAUGGCUAUGUGUACCCACAAAACCCUAUACACACAAGUACCCCCAUAAACACUUACAGCCAGACACAGCAUAACAAUGUGCACACGCAGCAUGCGGCUAAUCAGAGACCGUCUGUACAAGCUGACUGCCCAGCUGGAAAACACACUCCAUCUUCACAAUACAGCCCGGUCCAUACACAGAGUUCACUUGUACAGACACAUGAUCCGCAUGCACACAUGCACAGUCCUGUACACACAAACAGUGCACCAGUACACACAAACAGCAAGGGAAACACAAAGAGUUCUGUACGAUUCCAAACCCCUGAACUCACACAGGCAAAUAGCUAUGUAAUGAAAUGUGACCAGCCUGCACAGAUGGAAAAGACCGUGCAAACACACAGCUCGAGUGCGCACUCUAAUUUACCUGUGCACACACACAGUUCACCGGUUCCCCCUCAUUCUCCGGUAUACACACAGAGCUCAUCUACAAAUACUCAUUCUCCUGGGCACAUGCAGGGGUCAUCUUUUCACCCUCAUACCCCUGGGCACACACUAAACUCCACUAUUCAUGCUUGUUCUUCUGUUCAUGGGCAGAGUUCAUCUGCUCAUUCUUUGGAAACCCUGCAGAGCUCACCUGUGCACAAUCAGGUUCAGGUGCACAAACAGAGCUUAAUAUCAAACUCCCACUUUCCUGGCCACAUGAAACCAGCGCAAACUAACUCUUCUGGGAAUACACACAAUCAGUCUCCUGUGCACGUGCAGAGUUCACAAGUGAGCCCUGCGUCUCCUGGGCACGCGCAGAGUUCACAGGUGAGCCCUGCGUCUCCUGGGCACGCGCAGAGUUCACAAGUGAGCCCUGCGUCUCCUGGGCACGCACAGAGUUCACAAGUGAGCCCUCAGUCUCCUGGGCAUGUACAGAGUUCACACGUGAGCCCUCAGUCUCCUGGGCACACGCAGAGUUCACAAGUGAGCCCUCAGUCUCCCGGGCACACGCAGCGUUCACACGUGAGCCCUCAGUCUCCUGGGCACACGCAGAGUUCACAAGUGAGCCCUGCAUCUCCUGGGCACGCACAGAGUUCACAAGUGAGCCCUCAGUCUCCUGGGCACGUGCAGAGUUCACUAGUAAGCCCUCAGUCUCCCGGGCACGUGCACAGUUCACAAGUGAGCCCUCAGUCUCCCGGGCACGUGCAGAGUUCACAGGUAAGCCCUCAGUUUCCUGCGAACACACAGAGUUCACCAGCACAAACUCACUCACCAGGACACAUGCAGAGUUCACCAGUAAACCCUCACUCUCCUGAGGACGUGCAAAUUGCCGCUGCCCAAACACCAACACAAAGUCCUAUGUGUACAGACACUUUACACGACAAACUAAGCACUGUACACACAAGUAAACUUGUGCAGAAAGACAGCACUUCACAAACAACUAUCACUGUGCGCACACAGAUGUCUUCUGGAUCUUCACAUAAUUCAGGACUUAAAGUGGGUCCUAGUGGGCAAAUGCAUAACACCGUCCGCACACAGAGUGUUUCUAUGCAAACGUUCAGAAAUCCUGGUAAUCAGGAUCCCUCUGUGCAAAUCAAUAAGCCUAUGGAUGCGAGUAACCAACAAGGACAGACAUCAAAUGCCCCUGGAACCGACAGACCUGGGCUAUCAGUGUCUUGCGAGGAUGUUCCUAUUAAACAUUUGGAAGAGAAGGCAGUCAUGGCGCUUGCCACAAUACCCUCCAAUGUAAUUAAAGUUGCUCCUCAAUUUUCAGCCAAUCCUCGGACUAAGUCAUUGGAGGCCAUCAGGGGUCAAUUUUCGUUUGGUCCAAUUAUUACUUCAAAUGAAGAAAUUUCCUCAGACAUUGGGGGGUCAUACCCUUCGCUCCUCCACCCUGAUCCUAAAAACUCAAUUACUGCACCAAAGAGAAGUCUAACUGUUUCUCUGCCCAUGAGCCAUGGAACCACCUGCGGCGGUGAAGCUACAACCAGCCCGCCACUCACGCCAAUGGGAAGUCGGUGUGACCUUCUGCCUCCAUCCCCAACUCCUUCCUUUCCUAUCAGCACGGCCUAUUACACAGGAAGCCCUUGUCCUCCAAGUAGGAUGGAGCAGCCGCCAAGUCUGCCCGAAAAAGCCCAUGCUGCAACUGGAAGAGGGAAGACAGAGAAUGUAGACAGCCGUAAUGGGCAUCCUGCAAGAAAGAUAUCUGCACCAUCCACAGAAGUGCUGCAAGACGCUCCAUUGACUGUCAGUUUUGUACAAGACACCUCCAGGUUUUGGUAUAAGCCGAACAUCUCGAGGGAACAAGCCAUUACCCUUUUAAGAGGGGCAGAACCGGGCUGCUUCUUGAUCCGAGACAGUAACUCCUUCCGCGGGGCAUAUGGUUUGGCUCUAAAGGUAUCGAGCCCACCUCCGAACGCAGUGACGCAGCCAUGCAAAGAUCCUGUAGAGCAGCUGAUUCGUCACUUUCUCAUCGAGACGGGGCCAAAAGGAGUGAAAAUCAAAGGCUCUCCCAUUGAACCCUACUUUGGAAGCCUGUCUGCGCUGGUGUCUCAGCACUCAGUCACUCCUCUCUCUUUGCCGUGCAGGCUGCGGGUCCCUUGUCGAGAUCUGGCUGAGCAAAAUUCAGAGGUCUUGGCCCCAACCAAUAUGAGCACAGCCGCUGACUUACUGAGACAGGGGGCAGCCUGCAGUGUGCUCUUUCUUGGUUCUGUGGACACGGAGUCGCUUACGGGCCCCCAGGCCAUUUCAAAGGCCUCUACUGCCAUCCUGACUCCCCCAAGAUCCAGCGCAACAACUGUUCAUUUUAAGGUUUCUGAGCAAGGCAUUACUCUGACGGACAGCCAGCGCAAAUUGUUCUUUAGACGACAUUAUCCUGUUUCAAGUGUUACGUUCUGCAGUGCAGACCCACAGGAUCGCAGGUGGACCAAUCCAGACAGGACAACGUCGAAGGUCUUCGGCUUUGUGGCUCGGAAACCCGGCACUGCGGCAGAGAAUGUGUGCCACCUGUUUGCAGAGCUUGACCCAGAACAACCUGCAUCGGCCAUUGUAAACUUUGUCACCAAAGUUAUGUUGGGCACGCAGAAGAGAUAAAAUGCACAUUGGUAGGGAGAAUGGUCUGAGAAAGUUGGUGGAAGCCAAAAAUGUGUAUGUGACGGGUGUUGUGAUUCUAAUACUUAGUUUGAAGAGUAUGUGAGUUUGAAUGUUACUGCCGGAUCAUGAAGGUCUUAUUAACGUGGAAAUGAAAUGUCAAACGUCUUCUAAUGAAUUAUAUAUAGAGAGCAUUUGUAUCUCUAUUGAAGUAAUAAAAUAAUUUGUAAUUACA